This is a messenger RNA of Drosophila subobscura, 1764 nucleotides long. RefSeq names its product protein 5NUC. The transcript has 6 exons. Gene Ontology annotation, molecular function: hydrolase activity. Lineage: Eukaryota; Metazoa; Arthropoda; Insecta; Diptera; Drosophilidae. Gene Ontology annotation, biological process: AMP catabolic process. The record is from RefSeq and is a predicted model, not a curated record. Gene Ontology annotation, cellular component: plasma membrane. Bases 1 to 1764 code for a protein of 587 amino acids.
AUGAAUCUGAAUCCAACCUUCCAGUGCUUGCUCUUGGGCUUGCUGCUUCUGUUUCUGCUGCGACAGGGCUGCGGGAUCAAGUUCACGCUGCUCCACACGAACGACAUGCACUCGUGGUUCGAUCCGCAGUCGGAGAGCGGUGGCAAGUGCCUGAUGGCGGAGGAUGAUGAGGGACACUGCUUCGGGGGCUUUGGGCGCGUGGCCACGGCUGUCUCGGAGGCCAGGAAGGCGGGAUCGGUGAUCUACUUGAAUGGCGGCGACUCGUUCCAGGGCACACCCUGGUACACAAUCUACAAGGGGACACUGGUGGCCCAGCUGCUGAACUUACUCUCCCCCGAUGCCAUGGCGCUGGGUAGCCACGAGUUCGAUGAUGGCGUCGAUGGUCUGCUGUCCUUUCUGGAGCUGGUCAAGUUCCCCGUGUUGGCCUGCAAUCUGGAUCUGCGGAAGGUGCCCAAGCUGCAGACGACGAAGCAGUUGCUUCGCUCAACGAUCAUCAGCAAGCUGCAGGCAAAGAUCGGUGUUGUGGGCUAUGUACGGCCCGACACCAAGGACCGUGUCCAGCCCAAUGAUGUGGAAUUCACCAACGAGAUAUUCGCCAUUAACACAGAGACAAAGAAGCUGCUGGAACAGGGCGCUACCAUCAUCAUAGCUCUGGGACAUGCCGGCUUCGAGAGGGACAAGGAGAUAGCCAGGGACUGUCCGGAUGUGGACAUCGUUGUGGGCGGCCAAUCGCACACGUUCCUCUACACGGGCGAGCCCCCAAGCAGGGAGCUGCCCGAGGAUCCCUAUCCCACCAUCAUCUUCAAGCCGGACGGGAUCAAGGUGCUCGUACUCCAGGCAUAUGCCUUCACCAAGUAUCUGGGGUGGAUUGAUCUUGAGUUCGACAAUGGCGGCAACAUGUUGAGCUUCAGGGGCAAUCCCAUUCUGCUGGACAAGUCAGUACAUCCACGUCGGGAUGUCCAGGAGCUGUUGGACACAAAGCGCAAGGUUAUCGACGACAUGGAGAGCCACGUGGUGGGCACUACCAUGGUGUACCUGAACGGAGAUCGGACCAGCUGCAGCUUGGGCGAGUGCAACUUUGGCAACUUCAUCGCGGACAGCCUGGUCUAUGCCCGAGUGCUGGAGCAGCCAGGUCAGGCGGGUCAGCGGAAGUCCUGGACAGACGCUGCCAUAGGGUUGAUGAAUUCCGGAGGGAUUCGCGCUUCCAUCGAUCCGGGCCAGACGGGUGCCAUCACGGAGGCGGAUGUGAUGACGGUGCUGCCCUUCGACAGCGACCUGUACUACACCCGCAUUAGUGGCAAUCACCUGAUGAAGGCCCUGGAACACUCCGCCGAUCAGCGAGACACGGAGUCGGGUGCGGGCUACCUACAGGUGGCCGGACUGCAUCUCACAUUCAACUACAACCGGAGCAAGGGCCAGCGCAUCUCGUCGAUACGCGCCAGGUGUGCCCACUGUCAGAUCCCCUUCUACGAGUCCGUCGACAGGGAAAAGUACUACGGUGUGAUUGUGUCCUCGUUCCUGCUGUCUGGCGGCGAUGGCCACAACUUUGUGGAUCCCGAUCGGCCAGAGUUCUCGAAGCUGCUGAUGAAUGAUCGCGAGGCGCUGAUCAGGUAUCUGCAGGAGCACAAGAUCGUCUACCCAGAGCGCGAGGAUCGCAUCAUCAGUGUGGAGAAGAAAUCGUCCUGCUGCAACAGGAUUCUGGCAAGGCUUUGGCUCAUUUACAUUUACAUUAUCUACUCAUGUACGACUGUUCUUCUGCUGUAG